This is a messenger RNA of Sipha flava (yellow sugarcane aphid), 600 nucleotides long. RefSeq lists its product as uncharacterized. The transcript is spliced from 3 exons. The coding region runs from base 232 to 576 and encodes 114 amino acids. Lineage: Eukaryota; Metazoa; Arthropoda; Insecta; Hemiptera; Aphididae. The record is from RefSeq and is a predicted model, not a curated record.
UAAUUUUUUUCAUGGCACGCUCUAAAAAAAAAAAGGUAAUUUUGGGCACGCAGUGUUCAAAAGGUUUGCUAUCCCUGAUCUAUGGAGAUAACUUAAAUCGUGUUUGUUGUCAUUAUCAAUGAUAAGAAAUUGUAACCGAAAAUUUUGUAAUUUAGUAUUUACCUAUCCUAGCUACUACUUAUUAGAUUUUUUUUCUUGUUUUAUAAUUUUAAUUUUUAUUGCAUAAUAAUAAUGGAUCCCUACGAAAUUAACGAAAUGUUGGAUUCUGAUUUUGAUUAUGACGAUACGGAUAAAGAUCCAGAUUAUGAAGUGGAUUCAGAAUCAGAUAAUAUCGAAGAAAAUGAUGAUGCAUUGUCAGGGGUACAUUUACUGGAUAAAGAUGUAAAUAUGAAUGAAAUUGACACACUUUCUGAUAUUUCUCAUAUUAGUGGUUCCGAUAUGUCAGUUGAAUCUCCAUCAAAUGUUCAAGUUCCUGCACUGACUACAUCUAAUCAGCAAAUUAAUCACCAGUGGAAAGCUGAUGAUGGAAAUAUUAAUGCUUAUACGUUCAACCCAAAUAACGAACAAAUUGGUUAAAAUCCAGAUUUAAUUGAAACAUUA